AUGCUAGAAAUGGAGAAGAAACAACUUACCUGGAAGCUGAGUGCAGUCUACAGGGUCCAGCCAGGUCGGCUCUGGAUCUCCUUCAGCCUCCUCAUCCUCCUCCUGGUCACCCUGCAAGUCGUGGAGAAGCUGCAGCCUUCCAGGAACUGCCAGUGUGAGGUGGAGCGUGACCUGCAGCAGAGCACGGGCCAGGGGCUCAACUCUGGCCUCCAGACACCUGACCUGCUCUGGGAGGACAAUUCCCUGCAGUGGCAAAGGAAAGCUGUGCCAGACCCCACUUCGACUGAGGACCUGCAUGUCAGCUGGGAGACCUCACUGGAAAGCAGCCCAGGCAGCCCAGAGGAGCAUGAGACACGGCAGCCUGUGGAGAGCAGUAAGAAGGUGGAAGCUCAUCUAUUGCCCACGAGGCUGAAACCCCAGCUCCCUGUCCUGAGAAAAGCAGCCAGGGAAAGUCCUUCUCCAAGCCUUCCUGGCAGGAUCACCACAGUUUUGGCAGAAGCUGUCACCAGGAAUUUCAUUGUCUUUGCAAACAGACUGAGCACUAAGGAGAACGGGCAAACGUCACCAGCCAGAAUGACACAGGUGGAGGUACAGAACCAGUCUCAGCCUCAAGCUGUGGCUUCCCCCAGCCAUCAGAGGAGCAGUUCACUGACAGAUCCCGUCCCAAACUCAGCUCAGCCCCUGCAGGCAGAGGACUCUUACGAAACACGCCCAGAGACAGGAUUUUUCCCAAACUGGACAGCAGCCUCUAUGGUCGAGGAGGGGACAAAUGGAGGGGGUCGGCAGGCCAGAGGAGUCGCCCCUCAAGGGAAGGCGUGUGAGCCCCAGACUGACAUUGUUUUCCUCAAGGUGCACAAGAGUGCCAGCAGCACCGUCAUGAACGUCCUCUUCCGCUUCGGCGAGACCCACAACCUCACCUUCGCCUUCCCCCUCGGCGGGGGCUUCCAGCUCUUCUACCCCCGACACUUCAUGGCGAGGUUCGUGCAGGGCUUCUCCCCCAGGAGCCCCCGGCGGUUCAACAUCCUCUGCCACCACAUGCGAUUCCUGCAGCCGGAGGUGCGGAAAGUGGUGCCCAGCUCUGCCACCUACUUCUCCAUCCUGAGGAACCCCGUGCAGCUCAUGGAGUCCUCCUUCACGUACUACAAGGGCGCGUCGGCCUUCUCCCGCGUGCGCAGCCUGGAGGAGUUCCUGAGCCAGCCACACCUCUACUACGACCCCGCCAGGGGCGACAGCAACUACGCCAAGAACCUCAUGACCUUCGAUUUUGGCUUCAACCCCAAUGCAGAGGUGUCUGCUGAGCGGGUGCAACUCAUGGUAAAGGCCAUCGAGGCGUCCUUCGACUUCAUCCUCAUCUCCGAGUACUUCGACGAGUCCAUGGUGCUCCUGAAGGAGAUGCUGUGCUGGGACCUGGACAGCGUCGUCUCCUUCCCACUCAACACCAGGGACAGCAGUACCAAGUCCUCCCUCUCGGGCAGCAUCGUGGAGAAGAUAAAGGAGUGGAACAGGCUGGACUGGGAAAUCUACACUCACUUCAACAGGACCUUCUGGGAAAGGAUCGACCGGGACAUCGGCCGGGAGCGCAUGGAGCGGGAAGUGAAGGCGCUCCGGGAGCGGCAGGCGGAGCUGGCAAGGACCUGCCUGCAGGGCACGGGCAGCGUGGCCCCGAAGGACAUCAAGGACUCUUCCCUGAAGCCACUGCAGCACGGGGGUGCCAGGAUCCUGGGCUAUAACCUCAAGCAGGGCUUGGAUAAGGAGACGGAGCACAUGUGCCGGCGCCUGGUGACCCCGGAGCUGCAGUACAGCAGCGCUCUCUACAAGAAGCAGUUCCCCCCAGAGCCCCCCGAGACCCCCCAGCCCACUCCCUCUGGGCAAGGCAGUGCCCCACAGCACCGGCUGGAGGGCACCCAACACUGA
This is a messenger RNA of Manacus vitellinus (golden-collared manakin), 1914 nucleotides long. RefSeq names its product galactose-3-O-sulfotransferase 2-like. Gene Ontology annotation, biological process: glycolipid biosynthetic process. Gene Ontology annotation, molecular function: galactosylceramide sulfotransferase activity. Gene Ontology annotation, cellular component: membrane. Lineage: Eukaryota; Metazoa; Chordata; Aves; Passeriformes; Pipridae. The record is from RefSeq and is a predicted model, not a curated record. Bases 1 to 1914 code for a protein of 637 amino acids. The transcript is spliced from 4 exons.